GAUGGGAUGCUUGCUAGAAGUUGCUGCAGAUUGGUAAAAAACUUCGUCGCAGAUAGAUCGCUUUGAAGGAAAUUAAAAUUCGAAAAGUGUUUAUUUUAUCGUCGAAAUUUUAAAUUUUGUUUGGGUUGGUCGGGAAAAUGACAUUUUCUACUACAUAUUCAGUAAUGGUGUUGGGUAGCCUCCUAUUGCUGAUCGUCUUUGACUUAACUAUCUCACAGAAUCAACAGCGUAACAUAAAUACCUGUGAAGGACGCAAUACUACCGGAAAUAUUUGUGAGUCGUGUGAACAGUUGUCCACAUGCAUGCGUAAUCCCAGCGGUUGGACGAAGAUUCCCGUUAACUCAUGUGACACUAGCAGAGGCAUAUACUGCAAUUCACUGCUCGGUAUGUGCAGCAACGCAUUGGGACCAUGUCAUCCUUUCGCAAUUGAUGGUGAUUUCCCUUGCAAUUCACAAGGCAUUUUCCCAGAUCCGUACAAUUGCCAAAAAUAUCACCUGUGCUACAUUAAGGAUGACACACUUCAGUCGGAGCCAGUGGAGUGUUACGGAGAUACGGCAUUCAAUGUAGCGACUGGUCAAUGUACUUCAAACUUGCAGGAUAAUGCCUGCAAGACUCAGCAAUUCCAAUGCGCCAAUGCUGGUGAGAUCCAUCCGUGGCCAAAUAGUCCGAAAUUUUACUACAUUUGUAACGCACUUUCAAAUAAGGAUGGGAGUAUACUCUAUCCAUCGCUUUAUCUUUGUCCUGAUGAUGAAGUUUUUAAUGAUGAUACCAAACAAUGCCAAAAGGGCUCCACUACGCCGCCACCUUUCGACAACAAAUGUUCGAUGGCUGGUUUAUCAGCCGAUCCAGACGAUUGUACCAGCUACUACUACUGUUGGGGGGUGAAUGGUGUGAAGCGUCACUACAAAUGUCCAUCGGGUAGUCAUUUCAGUACUGGGUAUUUAACUUGUGUUUACGGUACAUGCAGAAAGUGAAAAAAAUUGUAAAGUUUCAAUAAUAAAUAAAAUAAUGGGAUU
Messenger RNA from Zeugodacus cucurbitae (melon fly), 1016 nucleotides. RefSeq lists its product as uncharacterized. Gene Ontology annotation, molecular function: chitin binding. The record is from RefSeq and is a predicted model, not a curated record. NCBI's taxonomy places the organism in Eukaryota, Metazoa, Arthropoda, Insecta, Diptera, Tephritidae. Gene Ontology annotation, cellular component: extracellular region. Bases 138 to 974 code for a protein of 278 amino acids. The transcript is spliced from 2 exons.